Molecule: messenger RNA, 654 nt
Organism: Rana temporaria (common frog)
Lineage: Eukaryota; Metazoa; Chordata; Amphibia; Anura; Ranidae
Gene: PARK7
Product: Parkinsonism associated deglycase
Exons: 6
Coding region: 63-632 (189 amino acids)
Biological process (GO): guanine deglycation, glyoxal removal; protein deglycation, glyoxal removal
Cellular component (GO): nucleus; cytosol
Molecular function (GO): protein deglycase activity
Source: RefSeq, a predicted model, not a curated record
AGGGGCGUGUUAGAGGAGGGGGAGGGGAUCUCUCUGACAUUUCACUUUUGCAGAUUCUUAGAAUGGCCGGUAAGAAAUCUCUGGUGAUCCUGGCGGAGGGAGCCGAGGAGAUGGAGACGGUGAUCCCCACUGAUCUGAUGAGGAGGGCUGGGAUCUCGGUGACGGUCGCCGGUCUGAAAGGCAAAGAACCCGUCAAGUGCAGCCGAGACGUCGUCAUUUGUCCGGACACCAGUCUAGAGGAGGCGCGCAAACAGGGUCCGUAUGACGUCGUGGUUCUUCCCGGCGGGAAUCUCGGAGCUCAGAACUUGUCCGAGUCUCCAGCCGUGAAGGAAAUCCUACAGGAGCAGGACGGGAGGAAAGCGCUGAUUGCCGCCAUUUGUGCCGGCCCCACCGCCCUCCUGGCACACGGAAUCGGAUUUGGAAAAAGUGUCACCACCCACCCCCUGGCCAAGGACAAGAUGAUGAUUGGAGAUCACUACAAAUACUCGGAGAGUCGGGUGGAGAGGGACGGGAACCUCCUCACCAGUCGCGGUCCCGGCACCAGCUUUGAGUUUGGAUUGGCCAUUGUGGAAUGUUUGGCGGGGAAGGAGGCGGCGGAUCAGGUGAAGGCGCCUCUGGUCCUCAAGGACUGAGACCGUCUCCCUCCCCCUCAGU